AUGACGAUCCUCCGUUUGCACUUCCAAGUUACGGGACACAAGCAACCCAUUUUAGCUGUUGGAGCUCAUGGAGACCACCUUGCAACGGCCGAGCACGGGGCCGUUCGCUUGUGGUCGUUCGGGGCCUCAAGUGCGGCGGCGGGAGGCCCUUCUCUGGUGCAAGGGUUCCCGUGCUCUCGGCAACCGUUGCGGGCGCUGUUCAUGCUCCCGGGGCGUGGUAUUAGAGGUGACAGCUACUACGUGGUCGGAGUUUUCGAGGAGGACGGCGUGGUGCUGUUUGACGUGCGCGACGGCGGCGAGGUGCACCGCCAUGUGCUCCUGCACCUUGGGAAGAAAAACCUUGGUUGGGGGAUGGGCUUGCAGUUCCGUACUUUCUCGCGCACUGCACGCCAUUCAUACGUCGCCGAACGUCUCGCUGUGUCCCGGUGUGCCCCCACUCCCCAAAGAGAAAGCAAGAUCCUGACAGCGGCAUGGAACGCGGACACUUGCUCGCUGGCGAUAGCGACCGCAGGUGGCGGUGUCAAGAUUUACGGAAUCUCGCCAACCCCCCCGUCGGAACUACCGAGUAGUAUUGGUAGUGGCAGUGGCAUCGGUAGUGGCAGCACCGCAAGGGGCGUCAUCGUCGUCGUUCCAGGAGAGAAAGAGAGACAGCAGCAUCCCGACUCCGGUACCGCUGCAUCUGCUACGACCUCACCACCGACACGGCCAGUGACUGCGGUACUACGACACGAAAUCGUCAUCAAUACCGUGUUGACGACCACGGGCGGCACCAGAAAGCGUGUAAGCAGGCAGGUGAGCUCGCUUGCGACAUCAUCCGACGGGGUUUCUUGGGAAGACUUCGGCGGCGAAGGCCGUGACAAUGACUGCGGAGGGGUACGCAGCAGGGUGGCGGCCGUCGCGGGCGCCGGCAUUCUUGUGGGAAUUGCCGAGGGCCAGCACCUCUGCGUUUGGGACCUCGUGGCAGGCUCGACCCUCCUCACUGCCCUCUCCAUAGCACCGAGGGGCUGCACCGUCGAGAAAGUGCUGUGGCACGGGCCGACGGCGCUGGUGGCGCUGCUGUAUCACGACGGGAUAGGGGUGUCGAGGGUCGACGUACACCAGGUCGACGUUGGGAGGAGGAUCACGAUACCGCUUCUUUCCUACACGUCUGACGUGCUUAUCGCCGGAGCUAGCUUUUCCGCGGGUCCAUCAGAUCGGGCGGCGAACGUCCAAGUUCCGCCAACGGGGACAACGCCAUGGCACGACCACAACAACCUGUCUGAUCCCGCAACUGCCAUGGAUUGCAGUUACGCUUCAACCUACUUGCAUGUCGUUGACCGCCUGCGCACGCUACGCACGUGGCUCUUGCACCCCGGCGGGUCCACCGCUGUGGCAGCGUACACGCUCCCCGCCGCGGCGCCACGCGUCCCAAAGGAACCCGCACUUGCGCCUGAAACUCAGCGUACCGCUCAGCGACGACAGCUUCGCACCCGCGCCGGUGAAGGCGAGACUGAUUCUGCGUCGCCGCCGGGGCCCGCAGUUGGGCCCGAGUCGUCCUUUUCCGACACCAAAGGGUCGUCGUUGUCAUCCCCUCAUGGCAGUGGCCGUGGAGGCGACGGUGCCCCCUACGAUACUGGACAACAGAGAUGCACAACUCAACCGGACCUGAGGCACAAGGGAAGGCCGGCUGAAAAACAAGCUGUCAACGGUGGCGAUGAUUUCGGGGAGGAGGGUGAGGAGGGGGAGGUCGAGCAGGAGGAGGCCGUAGACCCGCGAAAGUUGCCGUCAGGGGCUCUGAUCGCAGCAGUAAUCCCUAGUCGCUUGCGAUGCCCAGACGUCGCCGCUGGUCCCGGACUGCUAGUCGCGGCCGGGGUUGCGCUGUCGGGCGUCAGCUUCCUACCUGAGGAUCGAGAGGGUAGGCAGGACCAGAGCCCUAUCCUCUGGGAGUCUGGCGAAGAAGAGGCGGGGGUGCGACAUGGCAGCAUUCAAGAGGGUGGGGGGAACGCGGGGGCACCAUCGCGAGUGCUGGGAAUGCGGAGCCUUGUGCCUCGGCGUGGAGCUCUGCAGGCGCUCGCUUUGGUGUGGGCCGAGCGGCCGUCGUUUCAGGUGCUGGACGUGAGCCGUGGCGGGCGGGCUGGAGUCGUUGAGGAGGUCUCGCUCGCUCGGAGACAUCGGUACGGGGAAGAUCAAGUAGAGUCGGCUCCGCGAGUGGACCGCCCUUGCUUCAUCACGUCGUGGUGUCACAGCACCACCCUGGGGGUCCUCCUCUGCGGGUGGAACGACGGCACGGUGGAUGUCAUGAACCCACGCACGGCGUCCGUGUCAUUCCGACUCCGGCGGUCGCAGCAGCAACUCUUGCCGGCGAGGGGCGCGUGCGUCUCGACGACGGCCGUGGGGCUCAUCCCCCUGUCCCUGCUCCUCCGGCACGCCGGCAACCAAUUCAUUUCGGAGGCUGAGUUAUCUGGCGGCUCCUUACCGCACGACGAUGCAGGCGGCGGCGGCGGCGGCGGCGGCCGCGGGGUUGUCGCGCUCGUUGGCAGCGCCGACGGUACCGUCGCCUUGUGGUCGGCGGGUCCCGCGUCGCGCCGACCGUGGCACGUCAUUCUCGCACACACCGAUGUGGUCGUUUCCAUUCGGACGGCCAUGGACGCCCCCCAGGACCCGCUCGAGCGGCUCGGCGGGGUGAAGGAGGCUGCUGCCGCCGAUGGCCACGGUAGUGGCCCCGGAAACAGGGUCGGGGAAUAUUCCUUCUUUGUCGUGACCGCGGGCGCCAACCGGGAGGUGAAAGUUUGGGGCAUCGACACCGCACGAAGGCAAGACAUGUCCCCUCUCACCCUCGCGGGGUACACCGUUGUCGGCAGCGGCGGAGGCGGUAGUGGUGGUGGAGACGUCGGGCGCCUCACGGCUCUCGAGCUCCUGUCCGAGGGGCACAUGGCGUGCGGUUUCGAGUCGGGCGCUGUGGAAGUCUGGACGAUCCCGUUCGCCAGCCGCAGCGGGGUCCUCGCAUCGACGCGAGAGGCCCUGCAGGCGUUUCCGCUUGCUCACGAGGCGAGGGUAACGUCGAUCGUCGUGGCGCUUGGGAUGGGCUUUCGUUCGCACAGCGGCGGCGGCGGCGGGGGGGUUAAGGCUGGGCGGGUGAUCCUGACCACCUCGGCCGACCGCACCAUGGUGCGCUGGGUGUCCAUGGCCCCCGGCGACAACAUAAGGCCGCUCCGUCGGUACUGCCUCUCCGUGGAGCCAGCCGCCGCCGUUCUCCUCCCUCCUCCCGUCGAUGUCGAGCCCGCUCUCGGGACCGCUGGCCGACACGCCGGCGGUCCUUCCCCGCCCAGAAAGUUCGCAAAGGUCGACAUCAUGGUGGCCGGCUCGGCGGUGGCGGGGUCGACGGCGAGGGUGUCUUCGAUUAGGACGCCAAACACGUUCCGGGUGGUGGCCGCGCUAGACGGCGUUGUCACCGUGCUCGAGUCCGCCACGGUCGAAGCUUUGAUGGGGGAGGGCGGCAGCGGCGGUGGUGGCGGCAGACAAUCCCAACACCUGUGUCCGGCGGUGACCAACGCGUUUCCGGGGAAACCUUUGAUACCACGGCUCCCGUCUCGCUCCGUCGCGUACGGCGGAUCGUCGUCAUCGGAGACCACUGCAGCACGAGGAGAUGUGGCUUACCGUUGGAGGGUGGGCGGCCUGAGGGGUCGCGAGGCCGGACGGUACCACGUCUUCAGCGGAAUACAGGGGCCUCUGGUGGGAUGGGAGGCUUCCGGUACGAGAAGAAUGGCGCUGACCGCUGCCUCGCGAGAUGCUUGGCUCUCGUUGCCCGGAGCGGAUGGCGGUGGUGACUCGCACGACGACGGCGCACACCGGGCCUCCUCCCCAACGAGUGACCUGCGGCCAGAAUCAUCGAAGCGCGAGCGCAAGAAGACUUCGAGGAGGGGGGGCGCCGGAAAACGAAUUCCAAUGCGACGGGCACCGACACCCGCUAGAUGCAGCAUCAAUAAUCUCACGGUGUGCCCCCCGCCGGAUCCCCGAGAAACAAGCAUCAACAGCGACCGCGCCGGCCACGCUCACGAUAUCAGCGACAAGCCCCCGCCGCAAUACGCAUAUCGGCAAGUCAGUGGAGGGAAAACGAUAAAGAUCGACCCCGAAUUCGCCGCCGCCGCUGCCGCCGCCGCCGCCGCCCCGUGGGACCACCUGUUUCUCCAGCAACCGAGCACCGGGGACGGUGCCGUGCUGCCCCAAUCGGUAGAAGGGAGCGGUGAGGUAGAGCCUGAGGGGCAGCACAUCGCGGGCAUUCACUCCCUGGAGCUGGUCGUGCCGAGGGCCGCCCGUCCCAGGGACAGGGACGAAGAUUUCUCCGCCGUUGCGGGAUCUUUGCGGGGGGGUACCACCUCGGGGUCUCCGAACGGCGGCGGCGGUGGCUCCGUCUCCUCGGGGUUUAGAUAUCCACCCGGUUCGUCGCUCUCCGAUACCAACGAAGACGGCGCCACGCUCGCGUUGGAGGCUUCUGGGUCUGAUCUGCGCGAGGUAGGAUCUGGGGCGGUAGAGUCGGGCGCGAUGUUUGCCUAUUCGUCUAAGGUAGUGCCGCCGAUUGACGGUUGUUUUUCAGGGAAACCGGUGGCGACGGGAGGGAGGUAUCCAAGUGGUGGUGGGGGCGAACGUAGCAGUAGUCUAGCCGGGGAGAGAAUUCACAGCAGAGCGCAGCGACGUGAACAGGCCGAGCACUCAAUGAACGAAGAAGAAGAACGAGAAGAGCAGGCACAGCAGCAGGGCAGCGGUCGCUCAGCGAAAGGUGGCGACCAAGACAACAAUAACAACAUUGACGGAGGCAAACUGGAGGGGCCAAUGAACGCCGUCGUUGCCGCAUCCGUGGCCGCCCGCCGCGCCAGGGAUGCGUGGGACGCCCGGGGACGGACAGAGACGCCGGUGGUUGUCGGUCGACGGCAGCCGUCAUCCAUGCACGAGUCCAGGCUCCAAUUCAACUUCGACUCCGCUCAAACACCGUCUUCGGGGAUGUCGGGCGUGGGAGUUGCGGUACCUAAGGGAUACGCGGACGCAAGACUCCGGGCGGCCAAACGGAGCUUUACGCCGAGCACGUCGCUGAGAAAGAUAGCCAAGCGUCGAUUCAUCCCGCGGGGUGGGACUUUGAACGAACAAAAAGCCACCGUGGCAGAUGCCGCAGCGCAGAUGAGGGCCGGAGCAGGACCCGCCGACCGACAGGAAGAGUCGGAGACCGCCGGGAACGUCGCGGCAGAGGUUUACCCGACGGGGCUCGUCGUGACUAAGCACUUCCGGGAGUCCUCCACCGGUCGUGAAAUCCUGAUGCUCGAGGUCGACAAGGUGGGGAGCGACGUCUUAGGCGCAGACCGGCGAAGCCUUUGGGCCGGAGACGCCGGUGCCCUGUCACAACCGUUGACUUUCGGCGGGCGCCAGGGAGUGGCAGCGGGCGAAGGCGUGGGGCUUGACGAAACAGCCGCCGCCGCCGCCGCCGCUGCCGCCGCCGCUGCCGCCGCCGCUUCUGCUGCUGCUGCAGAGCUGGCUUCGCUGUCACCGCGCUCGAAGAGGCUGCGAGAGGUCUUCCAAACGCUGGCGGCUGGGCGGGACGUGCUGACGCAAGAAGCGUUGGUGAAGUGGGACUACGUGGCGCGGUCCAUAGAACGAGGGCUAGUGUCCCAGUACCAGGUGAGGUCUCUCUUUCGCCAAGCGCACGGCGGUCGGCAUAGGGGCAAGAUGGAAUGGCGGGACAUGAUCGCUUUCUACGAAGGAAUGGAGUCUGCCCUUGACAAGGCCUGCGCCCCGCCCUUGGUGGAGGAGUUCGUCAUCGACUCCGUAGAGUGGGACCGCGUGUCAGCCUCGCUGUACCUCACCAAGCGCGGCGAGGUGUACGUCGUCGCCGUCGAAGCAGGUGCCGGCAGCGGCCACGGCACCCCUCCGUCACCGGCGACGGUCCGACUGGGUGGUGACGGCGACGGAGCCUCUCGUGGCGGCGGGUGCACGCAGGCCGUGGCUGGGUCGGCGUCGGCCACCGUUGCUAACCCGGACGUCCCCGCGCGACUCACGUUGUCUGGCCUUUCCCCCGAGCGGGACUACCUGCUGUACGCGUACGGGGAGAACAGCGUCGGCGGCCGGUUGGGGGCCGGGUUCAGGGGCGACGGCUGCCAUGGCGGGGACGCCACUACCAGCGGCGUGUUCUCCAUGGAGCCGGCUCCGUCGGGCAUGUCAGCGGCGCUCGUAGCGGCGACUCGGCUAGAAGCCAGGACGGAGCGAGAGCCCGACGAAGAGCUGGACGUCCCCUGGAAGGACCUCUCUGAGUCGGAGCAGAUUGCGGAGGCGCUGGCGGCGCUGAUGGACCCCGUCGUGGCGCGCGCGGCGAGGGAAGCGGCGCUGGACCCGCCGACGGCGGAAGACCUCGCGCCGGGGAGGUGCGCGGCAAAUCCCGUGUCGAGGAACAAGUGGCGGUCGUUCUGCCGGUGGUGGGCGACGGCCGGGGGCAGCAACGGGGGGGGAGCUGCCGGCGGGGGGGGCACCGAAAGGUCUGCAUUUCUGCUGAGGGAGUGCGUCUUUGCAGCUCAACAGCCGGAGAUUCUGGAAGAAGCCGCCAUGAUGGGGGUCCAGAUCCUGGAAGGUGACUGGAACGCCGAGGUUGAGGUGGCGGCAAGCGGGGGGAGUAUCAACCCGAACAAGAACCCCUCCGCUCGGCAACGCCGCUGGACCGCGUUCCGAUCCUGGUACCGGGGAGGGCGGGUGUUCGACAGGGCCGACGAGACGCUAAUCACCGCCGCCAUGCUGCGCCGGCCGCCGUCCCCGGGGUCGCAGGGCCGGCCCCUCACCCCGCGCCUGACGCCCGCCGACGGACCUCGUCCCGCCGCUCCGACCACAUUCGGAGAGGAAGAAGUCUCCGCUACACCAACGACGGCGGUCGACAAGAGUGGCGACGGAAACGAGCAAGUAGAAACGGCCGCCGCCGCCGCCUCCCUGGAACCCACCGACGGCGCGCGAGCCGAGGUGGAAAAGACAACGGCGGCGGUGGACAAGGGCACGGUACCGGGGCCCGUUACGCCAUUAGCGGGAAUUAUGCGCGGGCGAAAGACUACGCCGCCGGCGCCGCCAGAACCACCGGGAGGGGGAGGAGCAGGGUCGACGUUGCACGUGACGCUGCUGAACACCGACCAGGCAAAGCGAGCACGGACGUCCAGCACGGACGAUGGGGCUGCUACCGCCGACGGCUCCGUAGAGGACGGAUGUGCCGCGACGGAGGUCCUCCGGGAACAACAAGACCAUGGCAUUGACACCGCUCGCCUGGCGGGUAUUGCCGGAUGGGACGCAAGAGAAGACGAGGUGCAGGCAGACGAGGAAGCGGCGGGGGCCUUCAGGCUCGAGUUUGAGGGCGACGAACAGGGUGACGGUCUUGACGGUGGUGGAGCAACAGCCAUGCCGACGACGUCCCGCGAGGGCGGGACUGCCGCCGCGAAACGGCUGCGGAUGGAGGCCCGCCGAAAGUUUCUGGCGGCAAGAACGGUCACUUCCACGCAGGCGGCAAGCAAGGCGAGAACAGAAACGGUCGGCCGGCUUCUGGACGUGAAGCGGGAGGACGUCAAGGCGAAGCGGGCGGCGGAGGCCGCCUCGGGGGUGGUUGCGCGCCGCGGGAGGGCGGCGGCGGCGGCGAAGAAGCGGCGGCGCAGCCAGGUGGAGAAGGCCCUGGCGCUCAAGAAGGCCGAUGAGCUCCUCGAGGAGUCCGGAAAAGCCGAAGACAUUAGGCAGCGGCGGGGGUCGCUGGGAACGCUGCGACCCGAAGACA
This is a messenger RNA of Ectocarpus sp. CCAP 1310/34, 7762 nucleotides long. The record is from the annotation of a GenBank genome assembly. NCBI's taxonomy places the organism in Eukaryota, Phaeophyceae, Ectocarpales, Ectocarpaceae.